CAUAUAUGUCUGCACAUGUUUAUAUUUUUGUAAUCAAAACAUUUGUCGAUUUGUCAAAAAGAAUUUCACAAAAAAAUAUCAAUUGUUACAAAAAUGCCACAAGAUUUUCAAUUACUGCCGAAGAUUAUCAAUGGUGCCGUUGGCUCUAUGACCGGUGUUGCCUGUGUCUAUCCGCUGGACUUCGUGAAGACACGGCUGCAGAAUCAGCAAAUCGGACCAAAUGGUGAAAAGCAGUAUGCCAGCAUAGCAGAUUGCUUUCGCAAAUCCAUACGCAACGAGGGCAUACUGGGGAUGUAUCGCGGCAUAAGCGUAAUUUUCCUGCUUGUCACGCCGGAGAAGGCCGUCAAACUGGCAGCCAAUGACUAUUUUCGCUUUCAUCUUACUCAACCCGAUGGUUCACUGCCAAUACCACACCAGAUGUUAGCCGGCGCCGCAGCUGGUUGCUUUCAAGUGCUCGUCGCCACACCAAUGGAGUUUAUCAAAAUCCAGCUGCAAGAUGCGGGACGUGUGGCCAAAGAGGGUCGUGUAACGGAACCCAUUACAGCCAGAAGUAUAUUUUUGAAAAUGUAUCGUGAGCGCGGUAUCUUCGGUUUGUAUCGUGGCAUUGCGCCGACUGCCUUUCGCGAUAUAAUAUUUUCACUCAUCUACUUUCCGCUAUUCGCUGGCUUGAAUGCUAUGGGACCGCGUAAAGCCAACUCUGAGGAUGCUGUGCCGUGGGUCUCAUUUUUGGGUGGUUUGAUUUCAGGUUGUACUUCUGCGUUCGCAGUAACACCGUUCGAUGUGGUGAAAACACGUUUGCAAGCACUCAAGAAGCGCGCCGGGGAACAAGAAUUUCAUGGCAUUAUGGAUUGUUUUGUGAAAACGUUUCGAAACGAAGGUAUUACUGCUCUAUUCAAGGGAGGACUGUGUCGUAUUAUGGUCAUAUCGCCAAUGUAUGGUAUUGUGCAGGUCAUUUACUUCUUGGGUGUGGGAGAGGCGAUAUGCGAUAAAUUAUUUAAUUGAUCUGUGCUAUGAUAGCGAUGUUCGCAAAUGUCUGAAUCAAAGUUUUUGUGUUUGUUCGUGAAUAAAG
Molecule: messenger RNA, 1069 nt
Organism: Zeugodacus cucurbitae (melon fly)
Lineage: Eukaryota; Metazoa; Arthropoda; Insecta; Diptera; Tephritidae
Product: mitochondrial glutamate carrier 1-like
Exons: 1
Coding region: 94-1002 (302 amino acids)
Biological process (GO): malate-aspartate shuttle; L-glutamate transmembrane transport; aspartate transmembrane transport
Molecular function (GO): L-glutamate transmembrane transporter activity; L-aspartate transmembrane transporter activity
Source: RefSeq, a predicted model, not a curated record